CUAUGCUUCCUAUAUAAAGAGCACUGUCGUCCCUACAAUUUCUCUCAACCGUGCCCUGAUUCUCUAAUGACUUGUUCAAAUUCUAUACGUAAAUAUAUAUAGUUACAUACAGAAAUUAUCGAUUUCCGGGAGGCGGAGGACUGAAAAUGGCGCCGAAGAAAAAAUGUACGGCGAAGACGGCGGUGACGGCGGCGGCAGAAGAGGUGCAUUACAGAGGUGUACGGAAGAGGCCGUGGGGAAGAUACGCGGCGGAGAUUAGAGAUCCGUUGAAAAAAUGCCGUGUUUGGUUAGGUACUUUUGAUACCGCUGAGGAAGCUGCGAGAGCUUACGAUGCAGCGGCAAGAGAAUUUCGAGGUGAGAAAGCGAAAACGAAUUUUCCGAUUGUGUUGCCGCCGGAGGAUGUGAAUCGGAGUUUGAGUCUGAGCCAGAACAGUACCGUUGAGUCAUCGUCUGCGGCGGCGGAAGCUGAGGUGACGGUGACGGCGGCGGCGGCGGUGACGACGGCAAUGGUGGAAUCAUCGCCGUUGGAUCUGAGCCUAGGAAGCUCAUCGGUUGGUAAGUUUUUGUUUCAUAAUCCUCAAUUUCAUGUUGCGCCGAUCGAUGAAGGUGUAACCGGAGGAAUCACUCCGCCUAUGUACUAUAUGGAUGCUCUAGCUGGAGUGAUUCAUCACGGCGGCGGAGAUGGAGGUGAUGCUACCUGCCGGAGUGAAUCGGAUUCUUCGUCGGUGAUCGAUUUUAUGGGUAACGAUCUCAAGCCAAAAACUAAAGGCAUCGAUAUCGACCUUAAUCUUCUUCCGCCACCGGAAGACAUGUGAAAUUCGCCGGAGUUGAUGAUCGGAGAUUCUGCAUGUUUUUUGAACUGUUGCUUUAAUUAAUUUGUUGUAAUCUUGUUUAAUUAGCGUAAUUCCCCUUUUAAUUUUCAGAAAUUAGGAAAGAGUUUAAAAAAGAAAAGAUAAGUGAAACAAUAGUUUAUAAUAUAUAUAUGGAGGAAAACGUUGACGUUU
Messenger RNA from Solanum dulcamara, 1004 nucleotides. Its product is annotated as ethylene-responsive transcription factor 8-like. The transcript has a single exon. Gene Ontology annotation, molecular function: DNA-binding transcription factor activity; DNA binding. NCBI's taxonomy places the organism in Eukaryota, Viridiplantae, Streptophyta, Magnoliopsida, Solanales, Solanaceae. Gene Ontology annotation, biological process: regulation of DNA-templated transcription. The record is from RefSeq and is a predicted model, not a curated record. The coding region runs from base 147 to 815 and encodes 222 amino acids.